Molecule: messenger RNA, 1314 nt
Organism: Caenorhabditis angaria
Lineage: Eukaryota; Metazoa; Nematoda; Chromadorea; Rhabditida; Rhabditidae
Source: the annotation of a GenBank genome assembly
AUGCCCAAAAAAGUGUGUAUUAUUGGCGGUGGAGCCGCUGGACUUGUAAGUGCUCGAGUCGCUUUGCAGUAUGGUCUUGAAGUCGAUAUAUUUGAACAAACUUCGAAAAUUGGAGGAACUUGGGUAUAUUCGGAUGAAAUUGGAUGUCAUACAUCGAUGUAUAAAAUUAUGAAGUUAGUUGAAUCACCUUGAUUUAAUUGAAAAAGAAAAUCAAUUUAGAACAAAUCUUCCAAAGGAAGCAAUGUUGUUCGAAAAUACUCCAUUUGAUGAUAAUCUUCCAAGUUUUAUGUCACAUGAAGAUGUUCUUGAAUAUUUGGAAAAAUUUGCUGAAAGUUUGAAAAUUCCAAUUCGCUUUGAAACGAAAGUUGUGAACGUUGAAAGAGUUGACGAAUCAUGGAAAGUAACUUAUAUUCAUAAUUCGAUCGAAGAAGAUGGAUUAUAUGAUGCUGUUUUAGUGUGCAAUGGACACUUUUUCGAACCUCUAAACCCCUAUGAACCUUCUGUUUUUCAAGGCGAAAUUUUGCAUAGUCACGAUUAUCGCAGAGCUGAAAAAUAUAAAGGGAAACGGGUGGUUAUUAUUGGAGCUGGUCCAUCUGGAAUCGAUAUUGCAAUGCAAGUUGAAAAAUUCGCGGAAUCAACAACUCUUAUAAGUAAAAAAGCAACUUAUACAAUAGACGAAUCUGUAAAAAUCCGUCAAAUUCCAUUUCAUGUGAAAGAAAUACAGAAAAACAGCGUUUUGGUUGAAGAAAAAGAAGAGAAAAUCGAAACUGAUGUGAUUAUAAUUUGCACUGGUUAUAUUUUCAAAUUUCCAUUUUUAUCAGAAGAUUUAAUUGAAGUGAAACAUAAUGGAAUGGUAGUUUCGCCGUUGUGGAAUCAUUUAUCACAUGUCAAUUAUCCGGAUAGUUUGUUUUUCAUUGGUAAGAAUAAAUCAGUAGUAUACAGUAUGAAUAUUGAUUUAUUUUAGGUCUUCCUUUGGCAACUAUAACUUUUCAAUUGUUCGAAGUUCAAGCAAAAUAUGCAUCAGCAGUUAUAACUGGACAUGCUUCUUUACCUUCGCAAUCCGAACUUCUUGAUUUUGAGAAAAAUCGUCUGUCAAAAAUCGCAUCUGCCGCCCAAUAUCAUUGUUUGGUUGAAGAACAAUGGGAAAUGUUAGAUGAAUUAGCGGAACUUGGAAAUUUCGAAAAAUGGAAAUAUUUAGAAACAAUUAGAAAACUUUACAUUUAUAUUAUAACAGAACGACGAAAAAAUGUUGUAAAUUACAAAAAUGUGAAUUUCAAAUUGAAUUCAGAUGAAACUGAUUUUGAAGUUGUUUAG